Molecule: messenger RNA, 344 nt
Organism: Dipodomys ordii (Ord's kangaroo rat)
Lineage: Eukaryota; Metazoa; Chordata; Mammalia; Rodentia; Heteromyidae
Gene: Ctxn1
Product: cortexin 1
Exons: 2
Coding region: 96-344 (82 amino acids)
Source: RefSeq, a predicted model, not a curated record
AGAACCGGCGCGGGUCCCGGGAGAGAGUGCUGCCGCCGGGCCGCUCGUCCCCGUCCGGGUGGAGGCCACGGUCAGGGCACGCGGCGAUGUGAGCCAUGAGCGCGACGUGGACGCUGUCCCCGGAGCCGCUGCCGCCGUCGACGGGGCCCCCGGUGGGCGCGGGCCUGGACGCGGAGCAGCGCACAGUGUUCGCCUUCGUGCUGUGCCUGCUCGUGGUGCUGGUGCUGCUGAUGGUGCGCUGCGUGCGCAUCCUGCUCGACCCCUACAGCCGCAUGCCCGCCUCGUCCUGGACUGACCACAAGGAGGCGCUCGAGCGUGGGCAGUUCGACUACGCGUUGGUGUGA